UGCAGAUUUAGACACAUGGAAAUGCAGCAAAACUGCAGCAUUUCAUGCUUCUGGGAAACUCAGCCUCUUGGUUGUGUGAAGAUCAGUUGUGUGUUUUAUCAUAGCAAACCCCGUAAUAUCAAUGGACUUUUUUUGCCACCAAGUAGCAAUGUCACACUACAAAAAGAAACCCAGGAAGGAAUUCUGCCCCCUGCCCAGAGUCAAGAGCCUCUGAAACCUCAGGAGAAUAUUUCGAGACCCAUUCAUCCCCCAUUGGUCAUAACUAUUAAUUUUGAAGAAGAAGAGGAGGAGGAAGAGGAAGAUGAAAAUGACAAAGAGAACAAUGCUUCUAGUUUGUGGACAAAGACUCCAGAGGAAAUCGAAGAAGAAAGGGCGAUAAAGGAAAUGUGCUAUAAGUCUGGCGAAUACUACAGAUUUCACACUCCUCCAGACAUUUCAGCAGAAAGCAUAACUUCAACAGUGGAAAAAGAGUUAGCAAAACCCUUGGAAAAUGGCAAUGAAUUGCAAGAAGGGGAUGGUCUUACAGUUCCAACGAAGUUCAAUAUAUUUGAAAGACAAGGUGAGAUAAAAGCAUCAUUGGAUGGAAAACCAAGAACCGACCUUGCUGCUUUUGAAAAUGGAGGGGGUGACUGUUAUGUACCGCAAAGGAUCAUAUUUCUCGGAGUGGAUGAAAGUGAAGCUUUAACUGAAGAGAACGAAUUCAUCAUGUCAAAAGGUUCAAACAGUAGUAAAGACAUCAAGGACAGUCUUCAUCCAAAGCGUCCUGUAACUACAAGACCAGUACCUACAACACACGUAUUAAAUGCUACUGAGAAUAUCAACACAAAAUGCAAAGAGGAUCCCUCUUCAAUGAAUGAUGCUCAGUCAGCGAGGAAACCUAACUUUAAAGGGGUGAAAAAAAAGAAAUGGAUUUAUGAGGAACCAAAGAACCCCCCAGGCACAGGGACAAGGAAAGCAGCACAAGCUCCAAACCCCAAAAAUAAAAUGAGCUACCAACGAAAUGAUAAGAACAGGAAUGUGGAGAAUGCAGCCUAUGUUCACGUUCAGAGGGAAACCGUAAGGAGUGUUUCAUUGAACUCAGCAGCACGUGGCAGGCCAACAAAUGGGACUUAUAACAAAGUCAGUGUUAACAAGGACCCCAAACUCAACCUCUGUCCAGACAAAUAUACCUCAACAUCCUAUAAUGCUUCAACAUGGAGAAAAAGAAUUCCUUUUUCAAAAACAUAUUCAAAAACUGAAAAGAUAUAUUCAGAGCCAAGACGAAAUGGAAGCAAGUAA
This is a messenger RNA of Trichosurus vulpecula (common brushtail), 1278 nucleotides long. RefSeq names its product chromosome 5 C12orf50 homolog (gene ZC3H11D). NCBI's taxonomy places the organism in Eukaryota, Metazoa, Chordata, Mammalia, Diprotodontia, Phalangeridae. The record is from RefSeq and is a predicted model, not a curated record. The coding region runs from base 16 to 1278 and encodes 420 amino acids. The transcript has 12 exons.